Messenger RNA from Juglans regia (Persian walnut), 561 nucleotides. RefSeq lists its product as uncharacterized. The record is from RefSeq and is a predicted model, not a curated record. NCBI's taxonomy places the organism in Eukaryota, Viridiplantae, Streptophyta, Magnoliopsida, Fagales, Juglandaceae. The transcript has a single exon. Gene Ontology annotation, molecular function: RNA-DNA hybrid ribonuclease activity; nucleic acid binding. Bases 1 to 561 code for a protein of 186 amino acids.
AUGAUGAGGAAUAUGUGGUGGCGGAGAAAUGCUUUUAUCUUUGAAAAUAUUUUUAAGGGGCCAUCUGAGCUAUUUCUACAAGCCCAAGAAACUUUAAAGGGAUUUACAGAAGCUAAUUCAGAGGGGGAUGGGGCUAUCAGGGGAGGGGAAAUGCAGGAAGAAGAAGUGAGGUGGAAGGGACCUGGGAGUAGUUUUGUGAAGGUGAAUUGGGAUGCUAGUUUAGCUGUUGAGAAGAAAAGGAAGGGGAUAGGGAUUGAUGUGAGGGAUGAAGUGGGGGAGGUUCGGUUGUCUCUAUGUGGUUCUGAUGCUAGUCUCUGUAAUCUAGUUGUUGUAGAGUUACAAGCCCUAUGGAGAGCUUUAAAGUUGUGUGCUGAGCUGCAGUGGAACAAAGUCAUAUUCGAAGGUGAUGCAGUGGGUAUCAUUCAUGUUGUAAAUAGGAAGGACUGCUGCUGGGAGUGGCAUGGACAAGUAGUUGAUGAUAUUAAGUUGAUUUUACAAAAUAGAUCAAAUUGGUCAAUUCAAUAUACAAACAGAAAGUACAAUAGAGUAGCUCAUACGUAA